Messenger RNA from Coregonus clupeaformis (lake whitefish), 1544 nucleotides. It is a transcript of the gene tlx1, whose product is annotated as T cell leukemia homeobox 1. Bases 121 to 1014 code for a protein of 297 amino acids. Gene Ontology annotation, biological process: animal organ development; regulation of transcription by RNA polymerase II. Gene Ontology annotation, cellular component: nucleus. Gene Ontology annotation, molecular function: RNA polymerase II cis-regulatory region sequence-specific DNA binding; DNA-binding transcription factor activity, RNA polymerase II-specific. The record is from RefSeq and is a predicted model, not a curated record. The transcript has 3 exons. Lineage: Eukaryota; Metazoa; Chordata; Actinopteri; Salmoniformes; Salmonidae.
CACCCACACACACACACAUAUUAGAUAACGACUGGAGCGAGAGCUGAAGACCUUUUUAAAGAUCCACGAUAAGGCGCGGCGUGGAGCACCUCUGUACCUCGCGGGGGGCUCGCAGGGGCCAUGGAUCAUAUUGGAGCGCAUCUCCAGCACAUUCACGCGGAGCCCAUCAGCUUUGGGAUCGACCAAAUCCUCAACAAUGUGGACCAGAGCUGCAUGCUCGGCGGUCGGAUGCCCGAGCCGGACUAUGGCCUCGGCUGCGUCUUCAGCACUGCCUACAACACCAUGACCGGUACCUUCACCGGCAACAACUCUGGAUAUAACGGCAACGAAUGUGGGGUCGCCAAUCUGAGCGGCACCUAUAACACGAACAUGGGAAUGAACGUCAGUGGGAAUAACGUUAACGCAGCUGGAGUCAUCCGUGUGCCAGCGCACCGGCCUCUGAACAGUGGACACUCGUCCAUCCCCGGCGGCAUGUCAACUAUGCCAGGCUCGAUUAACAACCUGACGGGAUUUACAUUCCCCUGGAUGGAGAGUAACAGAAGAUACACCAAAGACAGGUUCACAGUGGCGCUCUCACCCCUCACUGUAACACGCCGUGUAGGUCACCCGUACCAGAACCGGACGCCCCCCAAGAAGAAAAAGCCCCGGACGUCUUUUACUCGCCUGCAGAUCUGCGAGCUGGAGAAACGCUUUCACCGACAGAAGUACCUGGCUUCCGCAGAGAGAGCGGCUUUGGCCAAGGCCCUCAAGAUGACUGACGCGCAAGUCAAAACAUGGUUCCAGAACAGAAGAACAAAAUGGAGGCGGCAGACAGCUGAAGAGAGAGAAGCAGAGCGACAGCAGGCCAACCGGAUCCUCAUGCAACUCCAACAGGAGGCUUUUCAGAAAACAAUAAACCAACCGGCAAACCCGGACCCGCUCUGCUUGCAUAACAGCUCCCUGUUCGCGCUUCAGAACCUCCAGCCAUGGACUGAGAACACCGCCAAAAUCAGCAGCGUGUCCACCUGCGAAUAACAAACUCUGACCACUUUUAUUUUCUCUUCUUUUUGAAAGUGAUUGGAGUCAUAGCGAACAACUUUUUAAGAUCAUGAACUUGAAAAAUAUGACUCAAGUGGACCUGGAUUAAUCUGACUGCCUCAAAAACGGUUUAGGUUGAAAGCAUGAGUGAACAAGGCAGGACACGAGCUCAUAGCCACCGGAAAUAGGGGUGCUGAGGGUGCUGCAGCACCCCCUGAUAAAUCAGAAUUUAAAAAACACAUACAUAAACAUACAUACAUAUAUAUGUAUAUAUAUAAAAUCACCAAAUCACCAAUAUAUAUAAAAUCACCAAAUUAGUACACUGGUCCUUAAUGACUCCUGUAGAGUGGAGAAGAAUAGUCAUUAGUGCGGGGAUAAUAAAAAGCUCUCAGCACCCCCACACCGAAACAUCUUCCUGCAGCCAUGCACUAGUCCAUUAGCAACAUGCUUUUUGAGGACUGUGCAAUAUUGCAUUUUAUCUGCCUGUUUGAGGUAGCUUAGUGGUUAAGAGCGUUCUGCCAGUAACC